Messenger RNA from Orbicella faveolata, 3928 nucleotides. RefSeq names its product mitofusin-2-like. Gene Ontology annotation, biological process: mitochondrial fusion; mitochondrion localization. Gene Ontology annotation, molecular function: GTP binding; GTPase activity. The record is from RefSeq and is a predicted model, not a curated record. NCBI's taxonomy places the organism in Eukaryota, Metazoa, Cnidaria, Anthozoa, Scleractinia, Merulinidae. Gene Ontology annotation, cellular component: mitochondrial outer membrane.
CAAGAAGCGCUGCUUAUUCUUCAAAAAGGAUUUUUUUGCGCAUCUCUGCUCUCCAGUAAUCAGUACCUUCUACCUCCCAGUCAAGUCGGUGGCGGUUUUAGUCCACGCGUGCUAUCCGCGUGCAAUUAUUCACGCGCGACUACCAUCAAGAAACUAUUCGAUGCUGGUCUGUAUUUCAAAGCUGAUAGAUACCCGGGAUGGAUACGAUCAAAAGUCAAAACUGAAGUAAGAAGCUGUACCAGCUGUGGUUUGCGCGCGCGCGCUUAUCUCGGUCGAAACCACGCGCCUUUCUAAUUGGUCAGCGGUUUCAAGUGGAAAAAUAUGCCUAAUUAAUAAGAUUCACGUGCGUAUAUCGAGAAGUGAUAUGAAGUCCUGUGAAAAUCCGUUUAGUUAUAGCUAAAUAACCUUUUAUUCUUCAAUCGCGGCAAAUCAGUCCCUUAGCUGGGUAUCAAGUCUACCCUUUGUUGUCAUGAGGAACUCAUCGUCUCAAUUUAAACGAGCUUAUUCGCUAAAAGACGGCGAAAUGAACGGUGUUCAUGGCGAGUCUCCUCUGCACAAUUUUGUGAAAGCCAAGCAGAAGAUUAACUCCACUUUUGGUGACAUUGGGAAGUAUCUUGAGAACUGUAAUAACUUUCUGGCGGAUUGCAAAAUAUCUGAUGAUAAUAACGAAGAAAUCAAGAAGUUUUCUACUGAGGUUUCAGGCUAUUUAGCACAGGUCUCAGGUAUCUCUGAGGUGUUAGCAAGAGACCAGAUGAAAGUUGCUUUCUUUGGGCGUACAAGUAAUGGAAAGAGUACUGCAGUGAAUGCUAUGCUACAAGACAAGAUCUUACCAAUGGGCAUUGGUCAUACAACAAACUGUUUUCUGAGUGUUCAUGGCUCUGAUUUACCAGACCCUUAUAUUUUAAUUCCAGAGAGUAAUGAGAAAAAGAAUGUCAAGUCUUUAUCUCAACUUGCUCAUGCUCUGUGUGAUGAAAAGCUUGACCACAGCAGUCUUGUUCAAGUCUUCUGGCCAAAAUCAAGAUGCAAAAUGCUGUCUGAAGAUGUUGUUCUGGUUGACAGUCCUGGUAUUGAUGUCAGUCCAGAUCUUGAUUUGUGGAUUGACAAACAUUGCUUAGAUGCUGAUGUGUUUGUAUUGGUUGCUAAUGCCGAGUCUACACUCAUGGUCACGGAGAAGAAUUUCUUCCACAAAGUCAACCAACGUCUUUCACGACCAAACAUCUUCAUCCUGAACAACAGAUGGGAUGCGUCUGCCUCAGAACCUGACACAAUGGAGCUAGUCAAAAAUCAGCACCUGAGUAGGAACAUCAGCUUCCUUGCUGAUGAGCUUAAGUGUGUGGACAGAGCUCAAGCCGAGGACAGAGUGUUUUUCGUGUCUGCCAAAGAAAAUAUAAUGACAAGAAUGCAGAAACACCAGGGAAUGCCUCAAGGAGGUGGUGCCAUUCAUGUUGAAGGAUUCCCUGCUCGUCAGUUGGAGUUUGAGAACUUUGAACGUAAAUUUGAGGAGUGUAUUUCUAAGUCAGCCAUCCAGACCAAGUUUGAAUCUCAUGCAGUCAGUGGGAUGAAAAUCACUAACAUGGUGAAAGUCCUUAUGGAGCAGAUUGUUGGCUGUGCCUUUCAGCAAAGAACAAAACUGGAGAAGGCUAAGAAAGAACAGGAAAACCGACUGGAGUAUGUGAAGGAACAACUGGAGAUCUGCAGUCAUGAUUCCAAGAGACAGAUCAAGGAAAUUACAGCUAAAGUGGAAGCACAGGUAACUGAAGCCAUGACAGAAGAGAUUGGUCGAUUGGGAUUACUAGUGAAUGAAUUUGAUCAUCCUUUUCACCCUCAUCCUGGUUUCCUUAGAACAUACAAAAAGGAGCUUUACAGUCACCUGGAGAGAGGUCUGGGAAGGAAUAUGACAGCUCGUUGCUCUAAUUCUCAAACUCAAGUCAUUUGUGAUGCACAGAGGGACAUGGCAGAUCGUCUCCGUGGUCUUCUCCCACCAGAAUCACCUGAGGUAUCACUUGAACCAGGAACCCCAGCUCUUGAUUUCCAAGCAAGCUACAAAUUGGAUGUCCCAAGUUUGUGCACUGACUUCCAGGAAGACAUAGAGUUUCAUUUCACACUGGGCUGGCAGGCGAUUUUAAGGAAGUUUUUGGCACCUCAUAAUGCUGGUCUGGCCAUUGCUUUGGGAGCUAAUAUUCAGAGAAACGUCCAGAGUCUAGUGCCAACUGCCCAGCACAAUGCUCAAUCGUAUUCUACAGAGGGAAGGCCCAGGGCGAGUACCCAAACCAGUUCGUCACGUGACGUUAUGACACGUUAUGAGGGUGAUGACGUCACUUUAGCCGUCAUACAAGGGCUUGCUUCACUGACGUCACGCACGGGUACACUGGUGGUCAUAGUCGGUGGCUUGAUCUGGAAGACCGUGGGCUGGAAGUUUAUCGCCCUGUGUGGCGGUCUGUACAGUGGUGUGUAUGUGAUCGAGAGACUGCGCUGGACCAACAAUGCUAAAGAGAAAACCUUCAAGCGUCAGUUUGUGGAAUAUGCCACUGAAAAGCUUCAGUUGGUGGUCAGCUUUACAAGUGCCAACUGCAGUAUACAAGUACAACAAGAAUUAACGUCGACCUUCGUGAAGCUUAAGUCGCUGGUACAGAGAGCAAAAGAGACUCUUGAAGAAAAUAUCAUUGAACUGUACAAAGAAAUCACUAGACUUGAAAAGAUCGAAAACGAUGCCAAAAUAUUAAGGAACAAAGCAAGUUGGUUUGAAAGCGAGUUGACUCAGUUUGUGGCGGAGUUUGGUUUGGAAAAGAGCAAGAUGUGAAGUGCUGUUGUGGUGAAAACUGCACCAACAUCUCGUCAUGUCUGACUUCUAGACACAGCUGAACGGUAAACGGGAAGUGUUUGGCUUGCAAAACGACAAUUCAAGACAUCUUUGAUUCCCGUUAAAGUGAUGUUAAUCCCUGCGGCCAGCUACACGGAUGAUAAUGCAGAGUGGAUGUAGACAAAGACGAUGAUGCUGUCGUGCUAACACUUCUGUUGAAGUGGCUCAGUUGUUUUGUUUCUUCUGCAAAAAGACGGGUUGUAUAUAACAUAUUUGUAAUACAAAAAGAGCUAUAAAUACACCACUGUUAGCAAACUGCAAUUUCCACGAGGUGAACGACAUUUCCACAACCUAAUGAAAUCCCUGCGAGAAAAAAAUGUAUCUAAUUAUAAAAAUAAAACGAAGGCUAUAUACCUGAUCGAGGAAUGUAAGGAGAAGUUUUAUUCUUGUUAUUUUGAGCUAUUGUUUGCAACUUGAAAUAUGUUUUUAUCGUCUUUGAAGUAUGUGAGAUUUAGGUUUGAAUUACCUGAAAGUACUAGUUAUUUAAGGUUGUUACGGGGACAAGGGUAUUUAUUGACAACUGUCAGUUCGGUGAGAUCUCCCCGCCAGACACGACCUAUGUAAGAAAAUUAUCCGUGGGUACUUUAAUAUCUCUGCCUUCAAGACUUACUGUAAUCCGUGUGGGAAAGUUCGCUAAUGUAUUGCACAGUGUAGAUAGUAUACUAGGAAAUUGAGUGUCUUAUUAUCGCUAUUCAAGCUCGGAAUAGACCAUAUUCAUUUCCAAGCUCAUUGAAAGUUUUACUAUUUCAGUACAUUACCGAGAAAACAGGAGAAGAGAAUAAAGGAAACUAUCGAAGAUGAGCCUUAUAAUGGUUCUCAGAAUUAAUGUGGAAAGAAUGUAGCUUGGACACUUAACACUGAGAAGUUGAAAACUUUGGAUUAAAAUUAAGAGUCUUAAUCGUACUUCGAAGUCGUUUGUUGUUACUGGUGAAGGGGUUGCCUUACUUUCAACAGCGAUCUACAUCUUGUAACCCAGCCAAAUGUGUGCGUAAACAAUAUUCCCUUGGUAGAAAGAGUUGUGAAUGGCACUUUUGUCUCUUACGUAAAUAAAGAAUAAUGUUCAAAUUA